Molecule: messenger RNA, 1389 nt
Organism: Lecanosticta acicola
Lineage: Eukaryota; Fungi; Ascomycota; Dothideomycetes; Mycosphaerellales; Mycosphaerellaceae
Source: the annotation of a GenBank genome assembly
AUGUCAUCUUCGCUAUCGCAGAAGCAGCAGAGCGCCGGGAACGUCUUCAAUCCGCUGCCUCCAUCGCCGCCGUCGUCAUUCGAGCUGCCCGCGCCCCCGCCCUACACCGAGUCCACCGCGACAGCUACAUCACAGCGCACGCCGCGUAUCGAGAGACUAAUCCGAUCACUGCGCGACAUACAUUCCGGGCGCAAGUAUCAAGAUCUCUGGAUCCCAUUCCAGCUGACCGCGACCGAAUUUGCACAGCUGCAUCGCGAGUUCCUUGCACCGCGUGCGGAUUGCGACCGAAAAGACGACUUCCACAGCUGGUGCUCUUCCAAAUUGCGCUGGGACUGGGACAUCGAGGAGGACGCAGAAGAGGACUCAGAACAGGACACAGAGGAGGGCGAAUUCGUGGUGCGCAUGCCUAGUACUAUCCAUGACAGGUUCAUUAUCGAAGUAAGAGAGCGGGUGAAGGAGCAGAUUGCACAGGUCGCUAAGCAGUGGAAGAAAGACCCUAAGAACAAGAAAGCUGCCCUACUGCUUGACGGAAUACGCGAGGCCGGAAGCGCCAGGAUCAAGUUCAGGUUCGCUCAAGAUCCACAGACCUUGCAAAAGGAUCCCAGUGGUGCGCAAAGGAGCGGGAGCGUCUGCGCAGAACAGCAGAGAGACAAGCACGAGCUUUCGAUCUCUGAAGAUGAGCCUACAUCUUCCGAGUCACCACCUCCACCCUCGAAGGAGCCCGACGUCGCCUUUUCGCACACCAAGCGAAAGAAGUUUCCUCCACUGAUUGUCGAAGUGGCUCGUUCGCAGUCACAAAAAGACUUGCGCAAAGUAGCCGAGUCCUUUAUUAUAGCAAGCCACAACUACGUUCGCACCGUUGUUGGCUUCAAGCUGCCAUACGAGACGCCGGAAGAAGGAUCCACAAAGACAGAGCCAAGCAAGGAGAAAGACCAUUGCGCCUACCUCUCAAUCUGGCGCGCCUUCGUCGAUGAAGAUAGACUGGCCGAUAUGAGAUGUGACCGGGACGAAAUUCCCUUCCAGGACACUUCAGGGGAAUCUCUCUCAGGCAAUUUGGUUCUCCUAGUAAAGGAUUUCAUGCCACCAGCAGUUUUGGACGAAGAAGAUCCCACAUCGCUCAACUUCCUUCACGAUUCGCAGCGAGAUGCUGCAUUGGUUCGAAUUCCGUUCGACGACCUCACUGCUAUGCUCAGACACGCGGAACAAGAGCAAGCAGAUAACGAGCAGCCACCCGAUCCGUUUCCAAAGGGGCUCAUCGGGAAGAAGAGAAAGCAACGGAGCAGUCCAGAUGCAGAGUGGAAUGGGAGGAGUGAUCCGAGUGAACGGACGAAGGACACCGGGCGAAGAAUCAGUGAGAGGGUAAAGAGAAGGAAGAGCAGCGAAGGGUAG